Vombatus ursinus (common wombat) is the source of this 3232-nucleotide messenger RNA. RefSeq names its product TBC1 domain family member 15 (gene TBC1D15). The transcript has 17 exons. Gene Ontology annotation, biological process: activation of GTPase activity. The record is from RefSeq and is a predicted model, not a curated record. Lineage: Eukaryota; Metazoa; Chordata; Mammalia; Diprotodontia; Vombatidae. Bases 46 to 2076 code for a protein of 676 amino acids. Gene Ontology annotation, molecular function: GTPase activator activity.
AGCACGUGAGGGGCUGCUACGUCAUCACAAGCACGCACAGACAACAUGGCGGCCGCGGCGGCGGGUGUCGGGAGCGGGAAGAUUAUAUAUGAACAGGAGGGUGUAUUUAUUCAUUCAUCUUGUGGAAAGAUCAACGAUCAAGACAGUUUGAUUUCAGGAAUAUUGCGUGUCCUAGAAAAGGAUGCUGAUAUAAUAGUGGACUGGAGGCCAUUGGAUGAUACGUUAGAUUCUUCUAGUAUUCUUUAUGCUGGAAAGGAUUCCAGUUCAGUUGUGGAGUGGACUCAGACCCCUAAAGAGAGAGGUCGUCGGGGAUCGGAGCAUCUGACCAGUUAUGAAGCAGAGUGGGACAUGGUCAACACAGUUUCAUUUAAAAAGAGACCACAUACUAAUGGAGAUGCUCCAAGUCAUACGAAUGGGAAAAGCAAAUGGUCAUUCCUGUUCAGUUUGACAGACCUGAAGUCAAUCAAGCAAAACAAAGAGGGUAUGGGCUGGUCUUAUUUGGUAUUCUGUCUAAAGGAUGACGUCGUUCUCCCUGCUCUUCAUUUUCAUCAUGGAGAUAGCAAACUACUGAUUGAAUCUCUUGAAAAAUAUGUGGUAUUGUGUGAAUCUCCACAAGAUAAAAGGACUCUUCUUGUGAACUGUCAGAAUAAGGGUCUUUCACAGUCCUUUGAAAAUCUCCUUGAUGAACCAGCCUAUGGCUUAAUUCAAAAAAUCAAAAAGGACCCAUAUACAGCAACUCUUGUAGGAUUUUCCAAAGUCACCAACUACAUUUUUGAUAGUUUGAGAGGCAAUGAUCCUUCAGCUCAUCAGCGACCACCUUCAGAAAUGGCAGAUUUUCUUAGCGAUGCUAUUCCAGGUUUAAAAAUAAACCAGCAGGAAGAACCAGGAUUUGAAGUCAUUACUAGAAUUGAUUUAGGAGAACGACCUGUUGUUCAGAGGAGGGAUCCUGUAUCCCUGGAUGAGUGGUCUAAGAACAUGGAUUCAGAAGGAAGAAUCUUAAAUGUAGAUGGCAUGAAGCAAAAGAUAUUCAGAGGGGGACUCAGUCAUGUUUUGAGAAAACAAGCAUGGAAAUUCCUUCUGGGAUAUUUUCCUUGGGAUAGUACUAAGGAAGAAAGAACUCAUUUGCAAAAAUUAAAAACUGAUGAAUACUUCCGGAUGAAAUUGCAGUGGAAAUCUGUCAGCGAGGAGCAAGAGAAAAGAAACUCAAGGCUGAGGGAUUAUAGAAAUCUUAUAGAAAAAGAUGUUAAGAGAACAGACCGAACAAACAAGUUUUAUGAAGGCAAAGAUAAUCCAGGAUUGAUUUUACUUCAUGACAUUUUGAUGACCUAUUGUAUGUAUGAUUUUGACUUGGGAUAUGUCCAAGGGAUGAGUGACUUGCUUUCCCCUCUUUUGUAUGUAAUGGAAAAUGAGGUGGAUGCUUUUUGGUGCUUUGUGUCUUACAUGGAUCAAAUGCAUCAGAAUUUUGAAGAACAGAUGCAGGGCAUGAAGACACAGUUAAUUCAGCUAAGUACCUUACUUCGCUUGCUGGAUAGUGGAUUUUGCAGUUACUUAGAAUCUCAAGACUCAGGAUACCUUUAUUUUUGUUUCCGUUGGCUUCUAAUUAGAUUCAAAAGGGAAUUUAGCUUUCUAGAUAUUCUUCGAUUAUGGGAGGUAAUGUGGACUGAAUUACCUUGUCAGAAUUUCCAUCUUCUUCUUUGCUGUGCUAUUCUAGAAUCUGAAAAGCAGCAAAUCAUAGAAAAGCAUUAUGGUUUUAAUGAAAUACUUAAGCAUAUCAAUGAGUUGUCCAUGAAAAUUGAUGUGGAAGAUGUACUAUGCAAGGCAGAAGCAAUUUCUAUACAGAUGGCCAAAUGCAAGGAAUUGCCUCAAGCAGUCUGUGAAAUUUUGGGACUCCAGAAUAGUGAAGUCACAACACCAGAUUCAGACACUGGGGAAGAUGAAAAUGUUGGUGUGAUUAGUUGUUCUACACCUGCAUUUCAGAAUAGCUCCUUGCCUUUAAUUACUACCAAUGGAACCAGAGAUGACAACACGAGGCAGUUAGGGAUGUCACAAAGUGUCAGCAGAUUAACACCUGCAUGAUCAGUCUUCUUUACCUAAUUUUUUAAGAGACGCUUUGCUGCGAUUCUUUUUCAAGUACUUGAAAGGUGGAUAUUUAUAAUUUGAAGUUGAUUAUGCUUUAAGGUUUUUGGAAAGAAAGUGUACUGUGAUGUUCUUGCAUUAAAGCUUUACAAAGAUUUAAACUAAUUAUUUUUGUAGUUACUUCUACCAAAUAGCCUUUUCUUUUCAAUAACAUUCCUUAAUAUUUUUAUAGCCAAGUGCAUUUUCUUUUCUUCUUGAUGAACUGGAAUUGUAUAAUAUUUAAAGUGGAUGAGUCGGAAAUUAUGCACUUUUAAAAGCAUUCACUUUGUUUACCCAGAAGUCUUGAUGGUUUUUGGAUUUGAUGGAAUUAAAAUUAAAGCCUACGGUCAAGUUGAAAAGUAGCUUGUUUCCCAGUAGAGAUGAUUUGACUUAAAAAAAAAAAAAAAGGAUUUGUUUCUUAACUGUUUACAAAAAAUACUCUGCUUAAGUAUUUGUGCUGAUUGAAUGUAGAUUUGAAUUGGACAUUUUAAAAUUCGAUUUAAUGUCCACAUAUUGAACUGUGUUUUUCCCCUAAGUGGAGGAACAGUAUAUUUUUACAUGUUAACAUCUCUUUACUUGUGCAUAUAAAUACUACAUAUAUGAGCACUUAUUUAUGAGUAUUAAAAGGAUAAGCAUAUUUUCAUUAUUCAACGAUAAAUUUGACUGUUGAUUUGUACAAACUAAUUUGACAAAAUUAAUCCAUACCUUCAGUAUGAGCUCUUUUUUCAAAACUAUUUUCUUAACUAAAGAUUUAUUUCAUGAAAAUACAUUUAAUCCUGUUCCUGGUGUAAUUUUAAAAUUAAUUGCUAGUAAUCUAACUUUACUAAUAAUGUUUAUUCUUUCCUAAUAAUGCAUUAACUGAUUAGUAAGCUCUUUAAAUUUUUAUGAAGGACUCCUGGGGGGGAAACCUUAAAAUAUGUAUAAAACCUCAGAUAGUAAUCACAUUUCUCAUAAUAAUGCAUUUUUUUUGUAUAUGACAAAGGCUGUUUGUUUAUAACACACUAUGUACUGCAUGACUUUUUAAAGUUAUGUGGAAUUAACAUAACUGAUUCACUGUAUUGUAAUUUGUUAACUACUGUACAUAUUAUGAAAUAAACCUGAAGUUGAUUUAGUGUUU